AUGGCUACCACUGCAACAUUAGUUCAAGAGCAUAUCCCCGAGUUAAAGGUCAUUUGUCUCGACCAUCCAACCACCUCCGCCACCUCUUCUUCAGCAUCCAGUCUUCCCUCCAUGAUCCGUGAGAUACCAAUCAACUACAUCUUGGAAAAACUUCAUCGGCUGGGUCCCCAAUACCUCAAUGACAAAUCGACCGCCUACGCCGAGCUUCAUAUCGACGGUUGUCCCAAGUCCUAUUACGUUCACAGGGAAUAUCUUACCUUACAAUCCAAUUUCUUCAACGUGAUAUUCAAUAACGGCGACAUUUCGAAUGGUGAUGUGAUCACCAUCUCAUUACCUGCCUCAGAAUUAUUUGAUCCCAUCUUAGAGUAUUUCUAUGAUGGCGAUGCCGAAAAGUUUUACGAUUCCUUAAACGAGCACAAUUAUGAACGUGUGUGGAGAAAUGUGGAAUAUUUGGGCAUGGGUGAUGAAGCAAGAGCAGUAUGUUUGGCUUACUUUCAGAAUGAAAUAGGCGGUCAACACGAAUGA
Messenger RNA from Acaulospora morrowiae, 525 nucleotides. The record is from the annotation of a GenBank genome assembly. NCBI's taxonomy places the organism in Eukaryota, Fungi, Glomeromycota, Glomeromycetes, Diversisporales, Acaulosporaceae.